AUGCUUAGGACGACGAUACAGGGGUGGUUGGAUGAGAUUUAUGCCAAGGAUCCGGUGAACACGCAUAUGACGAGUGUUAUGAACUCGAAUAUAAUUGCUGUAGAGGAGGUGAAGAAAAAAAUUAGCACAUACAUUAUAAAAAUUACUGAUGCAUCUGCUAUAACACCCAACCUUACCGGAAAAGUCAAAGAAAAUUUGGAAAGCAUUCAGAAAUUUCUUAACGACUUCGCUGGAAAAGUUGAGCCGGGACAGGCUGAAGAAAUGACGGGGAUCGUAUAUACGCAGUUGCAGGGCCAGCGUGGUCUUCCGGUGGCUGAUAGAAGUCAACUUGGAACCGCCGUAAAAUGCAUCUUAUCCGCCUUGUACGCCGCGUCUAGGCGGGUUAAAGAACAACUUGAAUUGUUAACUACUGACCGAUUCUCUGAUUAUCACCUAGGCAAGGAAGUGGAGGCUGCGAUAACAAAAAUCGGGGAAAUCGGCAACGAAUUUGUAAGUGGUACUAGCAAAGCAACCGCCGGCAAAGCAAUUGACAACGCCUUCGUAACCGUGAAGGAGAAAAUUAAGGAUCUUGAGAAGGUAUUAAAUAAAUCGAGUGGUUCCAUUAAAUCAACUGCGGAUGAACUGAGUAAUACUCUGCGUGAGAUCGACGAUCUUAAGAAAGAAAAAGAUUCCAAUGGUAAUAAUGACGGUGUAAUUAAUAAGGAAAGAAAUCAGGCUGCUGAGAAAUUGGAUUCUCUGAAGAUUACACUAAACAAUAAACUGUUCAACAUUCGUCACGUAGUAUUGAUUGCUGGCGACGCUCUUACGAAAAUAACAAGAGCAUUGAGAUCCGCGUUGUCUGAAGCAAAUUCUGAAGUCAACAAUGCCAUUUCAGACCUCACAAGGGAUCUCCUCGACGCCACCGAAAGAACAUUCGACGAGAUCACAAAACGAGUAAAAGAACAAUUUGCUGCCUCCCACAAAUCUGACCUGACUGCUUUGAAAUCAUUGGUCGACACGCAAAUUCCCGAAGUGAAAAGAUAA
Messenger RNA from Babesia ovata, 1023 nucleotides. RefSeq lists its product as uncharacterized. Lineage: Eukaryota; Apicomplexa; Aconoidasida; Piroplasmida; Babesiidae. The record is from RefSeq and is a predicted model, not a curated record. The transcript has a single exon. The coding region runs from base 1 to 1023 and encodes 340 amino acids.